AUGGCCUUUAAUCCCUCUACUGAUAUUCCGGCCCUCGCCAACAAAGUCAUUCUCGUCACCGGCGGCAGCGAGGGCCUCGGCAAGCAGACCAUCCAACAACUUGCGACGCACUCGCCUGCAAAAAUCUACCUGGCCGCACGCAACCCGGCGAAAGGCGAAUCGGCCCUGCAAGAGAUCCGAUCCAACGCAGGGCCCGACUGCGCUCCGAUCUCCCUCCUCACUCUAGACCUCUCCUCGCUGGACUCGGUCAAAGCCGCCGCAGCGGAGAUCCACGCCCGAGAAACCCGACUCGACAUCCUGAUCACGAACGCCGGCGUCAUGGGUGCCAAGGGCGUCACGCAGGAGGGCUACGAGAUGCAGUUCGGCGUCAACCACGUCGGCCACGCGCUGCUCAUCCAGCUGCUACUGCCGCUGCUCCUGGCCACCGCGGCGCGAGAGGACGUCACGCCCGGCGCCACGCGCUGCGUGGUGCUGGCGUCCGAUGCGGAGAAGUUCGCCCCGAGGACGGACCCCUACCCGUUCGAGAAGCUGCGCACCCCCUGCGACGACCUCUCGGCCUUCACGCGCUACGGCAUCAGCAAGCUGGCGAACGUGCACUACGCGGCCCAGCUGGCGCGCCGUCACCCCGAGGCCGAGACGGGCGUGCGCUUCGUCUCGCUGCACCCCGGCGCCGUCAUCACGAACCUGGGCGAUCUGAUGCGCGGCUGGCCGCGCACGGAGAAGAUCAUCCGCAAGGUGGUCGCCGUAGUGAUCGGUAUGGUGCCCGUCGAGCAGGGGGUCUGGGGCCAGCUGUGGGCGGCGACGUGGCCGGUUGGGAAGCAGACGGAGGAGCUCGGGGAGCCCCAGUCGGGGACGUUCUAUCACCCUGUGGGGGUAGAGGGCAAGGGAAGCAAAUUGGCGUACGACGAGUCGAAAGCGAAGGAGUUAUGGGAGUGGACGGAGAAGGAGUUGCAGCCGCACCUUUCGACGUGA
Messenger RNA from Aspergillus steynii IBT 23096, 972 nucleotides. RefSeq names its product NAD(P)-binding protein. The transcript has a single exon. The coding region runs from base 1 to 972 and encodes 323 amino acids. The record is from RefSeq and is a predicted model, not a curated record. Lineage: Eukaryota; Fungi; Ascomycota; Eurotiomycetes; Eurotiales; Aspergillaceae.